Penaeus chinensis is the source of this 6529-nucleotide messenger RNA. Its product is annotated as histone-lysine N-methyltransferase 2D-like. Gene Ontology annotation, biological process: negative regulation of transcription by RNA polymerase II. Bases 261 to 4655 code for a protein of 1464 amino acids. Gene Ontology annotation, cellular component: PRC1 complex. The record is from RefSeq and is a predicted model, not a curated record. The transcript has 6 exons. Gene Ontology annotation, molecular function: promoter-specific chromatin binding. NCBI's taxonomy places the organism in Eukaryota, Metazoa, Arthropoda, Malacostraca, Decapoda, Penaeidae.
AUGACGUCGUCUGCUUCAGUGUGCUCUCAGAGCUUGUUGCGUGUGUGUCGUGUGGAUUUACGCUCUGGAUUUACCCUAUUUUUAUUCGACUGUCAGAGCCUUUACAUGGGCGCACCUCCACGCCAGCAUGGGACGUCGCUGAGCGCGGGACCUGAUCGCCGAGACACCAUAAUUGAGGCGGGACCGAGAGCGGGGCGGGUGGGCGUGGGUUCGGGCGUAGUAGUCAAAGGGCGUGGCGAGAGUGCCUUCCGCCCGUCGUGAUGAGUCCCCUCCGGCGGGUGAAGCUGACGGAGCUGAACGCCCACCUGGUGUGCGUUCUGUGCUCCGGCUACUUCGUCGACGCCACUACCAUCAUCGAGUGCCUCCACACCUUCUGCAAGACGUGCAUCGUGCGCUACCUGCACACCUCCUCCUUCUGCCCCAUCUGCGAUGUGCAGGUACACAAGACAAAGCCCCUGCUGUCCCUCCGCGAGGACCGGACGCUGCAGGACGUGGUAUUCAAGCUGGUGCCCGGGCUGUUCCACUCGGAGACAGGUCGGAGGCACCACUUCUACAAGGAGCAUCCUGAGGCCGGCGGCGACCGGACGGAGCAGAGCCUUCGAGAGCGACGCCACUUCUUCCACGUGGACGACCAGAUCUCGCUGUCGCUGGAGUACCUCCCUUCGCCGCCCCCGUCGUCCUCCGCCACCCACGCCCAGGUGCAGGCCCACGUGCAGGCGCUCAAGCCCCCCCUCAAACUCAGCAAUGGGCAGCACCUCAAGCCCGUCGCCAAGCAGGAAGCAGGAGGGGUACCAGCAGGAGGUGGAGGAGGAGGAGGUGGAGGAGGAGGGAGCGUGGAGCAGCAGGAGGAGGAGAAGAGCCAGGCCAUGGCGGUGGUGGAGGACAAGGAGUUGGUGAAGGAAGAGUUGGUCAAGAAGGAGGAGGAAGAAAUGGACGAUAAAGAAGGUGUUAAUGGGAAGACGGUGCACAAGCGGUACCUGCGGUGCCCGGCAGCGGUGCAGGUGUCGCACUUGGAGAAGUUCAUCCGCCUCAAGUACAGCCUUCUGCCCGCCACGCACAGGGUCGACAUCAUGUACGGCGAGGACUGCCUGAUGGGCGAGCUGACGCUGCUCGACGUGGUGUACAUGUACAAGUGGACGGAGGACGCGCCGCUGCGGCUCCUUUACACGGUCACGGCCAUCCCGCAGUCCCGCAAGCGGCCCAGGAUCAAUGGCACGCGGGCCAUCACCGCCGCCGACUCGGAAGCGCCGCUGCCGAAGCUUCCCCGGAUGCAGGCGCCGCAGGAGGUGAGCCAGACGCCCCCCGCCGGCUCGUCCGUCGUGCAGGUCCCCGCGAAGCCGCCCUGCGUCCAGGAGCAGGGCGGGGACGAGCCCAUGGAGACCGAGGCGGACGCGAAGGAGGCGCCGAAGACGGAGCCAGAGCAGAAGGCGGUCGCGCCGCCGAGCUGCGUGCCCGCGAGCACGAGCGCCGCGACGCAACCGCAGCAGGCGACGACCGCCCCCACGUCCUCCGCCGCCAAGCCACAGGGCGCCCAGGUGGUCGGCGCCAGCCUCACGCCGGCCCCCGUGGCGUCGCGGGGCCGCCCGGCCGUCACCACCACCACCCCGGCCACCACCACGCCCCGGGUGGCCCUGCCGCACCCCCCGAAGGCCCUGCACGCCGCGCCCAGUGCCUCGCCCGGUGCCGCCCCCGCGCCCGCCGCCGCCGCGCCCGCCACCACGCCCGCCGCCUCCCCCGGCGCCGUGGCCCCCGGGCGAGCGCAGGCCGCCCGCCCCCUCGUCAACGGCAUCGCCGACGGCGCCACCAAGCCGCAGCCGGCGGUGGCCCAGCCCAAUAAGGUGCCGCAGCCCAUCAUCCCGACGCGGCCGCGGCUCGGGCGGCCGCCCAAUGCCUCCCGCAUCGCGGCGGUCAACAUGAAGCCGCCUGGCCCGAGGCUGGGCGACGCGCGGCCCCCCCGCCACCCCGCGCCUGGCACCAAGAUUAUGCCGCAGCCGCAGGCGGGCGCCGGCAGGGGCAGCCCCACCGUGUCCGCCAGCCUCAGCGUCCAGAACCGCCUGAUCAGCAUCAGCGGCCCGCCCGUCCGGCCCAACUCCGCCAAGGUGUCCGUCAAGCGCCCCGGCGACGGCAGGGCGAGCGAGGCCGGCGUGACCCCGCAGGAGGGCCCGGCGGCCGCCCCCGCCGCGCCCGCCACCUCCGCCGCCACUGCCACCACCACGACGGCACAGAGCUUCCCUCCGGCGGCUACGCAGAGACUACCCGGCAGCGGCAUGGCGCCCCAGCGGCCUCAAGGUGCUCCCGGCGGCCCUCGCCCCGGGGGCCCCCACGCCGCCGCUGCCGCGCAGCGCCCAGGGGCGCCCGGCGCUCCGCGUCCCGCGCUGGCCGGCGCGCCGCGGCCGCCGACGACCUCCUCCGCCCCGCGCACAGCCGGCCCUGUGACGCAGCGGCCUUCGGGUCCGGCCCCCCUUCGCCCGGGCACGCCUGCCGCACAGCGCCCUCCCGGUGCCGCUGGGGCCCCGCGUCCCGGCACCCCCGGAGCCCAGCGGCCCUCGGCCAUGCCGCCUUCCGCCGCGAACGCAGCCGCGCCGACGCGCCCCGGUGCCCCCGCCGCGCAGCGACCCCCAGCCAGCGGCCCGCGGCCCGCAGGCGCGUCGCCCGCACAGCGCCCUCAAGAGCACAUGGCCUCACCCGGGGUACAGCGGCCGCAGGGCGUUUCCCCGGGCAUGGCUACCAUGCAGCGUCCUGCCUCCGCCGUGGUGCGCCCCUCCGGCACGCCCGUGUCCACCAAGACGCCCAAUGGCACCGUCCAACCGCGCCCGCCGCAGACGCAGCGCUCGCACGUGGCGCAGGGCGCGACCAGACUCGCGGACGGCAGCGGCUCCCAGCGCCCGCCCGCCCCUGCGGCCUCCCCACGGCCCGCCACGCCCAAGACGCCCUCGCACGACGGCUCGGCGCCCUCCCCGCAGCCGCCCGCCACGCCCCCGGCCUCCCGCUCCACGCCCUCGCCCAGGACGCUGCCCGGCGCCGCAAUGUCAUUCGCCAGCCCCGUCAACGCGUCGCCCGCGACCUCCGCCUGCGCGCCUCAGCUACAGGCUAAGGCCGGCCCGCCCACCUCCGUCAGCAGCGGCAGCAAGCAGGGCAUGGGCCGCCCCCCUGCCUCCAACGCCCAGGCCCGCACCCCGCAGCCUGCCGCCCACCCCAGUGCCAAAACCCCGCCCAACAAGACCCCGCAACAGUCCCCAGCGGGCGUGAAAGGCUCGCCCAAGUCACCUGGGCGGGGGCGCGGGGGCGGCGCGGGGUCGCCCAUCCUGAGGAUCGCCCAAAACUUGGCCAGCCGGCAGCAACAGCAGCAACAGCAGCAACAACAGCAACAACAACAGCAACACCAACAGCAACAACAGCAACAGCAACAACUACAACAACAACAACAACUACACCAACAACAACUACAACAACAGCAACAACAACAGCAACAACAACAACAACAACAACAGCAACAACAACAACAACAACAACAACAACAACAACAACAACACCAACAACAACAACAACAACACCAGCAGCAGCAGCAACAGAUGCAGCAGAUGCAGCAGCGCAGCUCGACGCCCACCACGCCCACCAGCACCAUGCUCACCCCCGUCAGCUCCGUGGGCGUCCCGAGCAGUCAGGUCAGCAGCCAGCAGGCGUACGGCGCGGCCGCGGCGCCCGGCGGGAACAUGUACCCCGGCAGCGUCGGCGGCGGGUUCAUGUCUCCGGCGCUGGCGGCGGCGGCGUACAUGGCGUCGGCGUACGGCGACCCGUCGACGCUGAACGACGUGGCGGCCAUGACCAACCUGAUCACGCUGAGCCAGGCGGCCGCCCGCAUCCGCGAGUUCAACCUGGCCAACAUGGUGUCGGAGACGCUGCCGCGGCCGCUGGAGCCCACGCCCAUCGACCUGUCGCCCACGUCGAAGGCCGCGCCGCAGACGCCGCUCACCAACGGCCGCGCCCACAAGACCACCGCCCACUCCGGCUCAGGCACCAAGAGCACGUCGCUCGUCACCAAGUCGCCCUCGUCCAAGACCAGCCGCGUCAGCGCCGUCGCCAGCCCCGCUGCGCCCACGAUCUCGUCGCCCACGCCCGAGGUCACCAUCACCAAGCUCCCCAGCACGUCCGGCGGCGCCACCAGCAGCAGCUCGUCCACGCUCGCGUCCGCCGCGACAGGGAAGGGCGUCUCCGUGCCCGGCCUGGUCAAGCUGGGCGGCGGCAACACCAACACCGUGUCCAUCACCAAGCGGCCGGCCUCCAGCAGCCGCAUCGUGGCCAAGUCCCCCGCCAACGCCUCCGUCAGGCAGAUCCCGAACCCGUCCUUCGUGCGCCACCAGUCCGAGGCUAGGAACAACAACAACCUCCCCAAGACGGCCUCCUCCUCCGCCGCCGCCGCCGCCUCCUCGGCUUCCUUCGUCAAGGCCGGAAUCAACUCGUCCAAGGCGUACACGAUGGGCAAGCAGGGCGGCCCAGGGGCGGGCAAGCAGGGCGGCCAUGGGACCGGCAACUCGCCCCUGAAGGACAUGGGUCCCCUGCCGGACACGUCGUCGUCCAUCCUAAAGAUGGAGCACCUGACGCGGUCGCUGCCCGCCUCCGCCGCCCCCUCGGCCAGGCUCUUCGACUCGAGAUAGGGAAGGGCGGCGCGAGAGUCUUUCAGAAGGCGCGAGGAGGAAUAGCGAACGAUAACCGGUGGACGAAGAGAGGGGAUGGGAAGGGGGCGAGCAAAUUGCGCGUUUGUGGCCGGUGCCAGCCCCGCCUGUGCCCCUGGGCACAAAGUCGAUUUAUGCAACGAUAGAAACACAGAGCGCGAGUUGUUGCCCUUAUGAACGUUGUUACGCGAAAGUGCGCAUGGCGGUGUGUUCCGGCAAGAGUGCGAAGUGAAUGCAAUGAGAAAGAAAGAUGAAAGGUGAAUUCUUAUCCCGUCUUGGACUUUAUCCACCCAAGACCUCAGAUUCAGUGCCACAUCCCAGUGCCUUCCUCAUGCAGCGAGUGAUGUCGAAUGGACCUUCGUGCGGGACUAACACAAUACGAAUUACGACUACGUUUACUCUAUAAUCCAAACCUCUUUACGUGAUCUACUAACGAAGUAGUGAGAGGACCUGUUUUCUUUGAAUUCGUGCAAGAAAAGUGAUGUGGAUUUUUGGAAACGUUGGAGACGGAGUAAGGAGACGGACGUGUGUGUGUUUGUAGGUAAUUACCCACCAUGGAUUGGUAUUUAUUAUCAGUUAUGUUUCAUUGUCUUAAAGAAAAGGAGAGUUGGUGAUAAUUAUGCCACGCCAUUCCAAAGGUUUCGAACACAGACAGACGUGUGGUGUGGUGUGGCGACGAAGGAACAGGAAAAAGAUGAUUUCUUUUUUUUUCGUGUAUGUUAAAUGUGUGUGAUAAAAGUAGACGAAAGGAACGGAACACAAACCUUGGAAGAAGAGAAAAGGAUUUUUGAAGGAAGAAAAAAAAAAGAAAAAAAAAAAAAGAAAACUCAUACGGAAAUUUAACCAAUCGAGAUUUAAAAGGCUGAUGAUAUCUUCCAAAAAAAAUUGUGAAACACUCCGACACAUAUCUGAAAAAAGCUGUGAAAAAAAAGAACUUUAAAGAUAACUCAUUUUUUUUUCGCUCAUGCAUAUCAUAAUCAUCGGUUCAGGUUGGAGCCAAAAAGGAUAGUCACGUUUUUUUUUUUUUUUUUUUUUAUUUUUUUUGUGCUUCUUGUGUUUCUAACCUUCAGUUAACAAAUCAUGGAGUGCGCUGUUGAAGUAGCACAGGAAAAUUAAAUUUAUAUUUUUUUUUCACUCUUUGGUUUCAAAGGCAAAUGUGAUUGAUAACAACCCCCAACCCCCACCCCCAUCCCCCCUUCUCUCACAGACCCACGCAAAUAAAACAUUGUUUUUAAGUCGUGUGUUCAACCAGUAAACAAAUACAAACAAUAUAAACCUAUAUCUUAAGUUAGAGAGAAAGACUUGAUGAGCUGGGUCCUCAGGUGACUUUGUACAUGGGAGCUACAUGGUAUUUUGUAGAUUUGGGCCCUCUAGUGACUCUGUAUUAGGCCCGUAAGUGAUCUGUAAGUUGGUCCAAGUGGCUUUAUUGAUUAGGCCCCCAAGUGGCUUUAUAAAAUGGGCCUUCAAGUGAUUUUUAUAGAUUGGGCCUUCCAAGUGGCUUUAUAAAAGGGGCCCUCAAGUGAUUUUUUUAUAGAUUGGGCCCCUCAAGUGACUUUACAAACUGGACCUUCAAGUGGCUUUAUAAAUUGGGCCUCCCAAGUGAUUUUAUACAUUGGGCCCCACAGAUGACCAGUUCGGUGUUCCUUAGUCAAUACCCCCCCCCCCCCCCCCCCCCUCUCUCUCUUUUUUGUAUAAUAGAUUUCCAGAUGCCUUCUUAACUAGGGGAUCGUAAUUGUAUGUAAAUAGAUAUGCUGUAUAUGUGUUUUGGUUAAACUUUUUUUUUCUUUUUUUUUGGUGAAUUUGAGGGGGGUAAGGGACGAGAUUUACAAAAUGGGUGUUUGAGGAGUGUUUGGGGG